This is a messenger RNA of Neodiprion fabricii, 1299 nucleotides long. RefSeq names its product pheromone receptor transcription factor-like. The coding region runs from base 410 to 922 and encodes 170 amino acids. The transcript is spliced from 4 exons. Gene Ontology annotation, molecular function: DNA binding; protein dimerization activity. Lineage: Eukaryota; Metazoa; Arthropoda; Insecta; Hymenoptera; Diprionidae. The record is from RefSeq and is a predicted model, not a curated record.
UGUCCUUAAAUGAAUUGCUCUUUACACAUUUGCAUUAAUUAUGUGACUCGGUUAUCUUUUAAUCUGUGUACGCGUUCAUAAAUGUUAAAUAUAUUUAAAUAUUAAGUAUAAAGUUCAAUAAUAAAUCAAUUGGCACACCAUUUUCGGGUUACUUUCAAGCAAAGAAACAGAAAACCUAAUGAUCGGCACAAAAAAUUUCGCCAGUUUUUCUACGGAAUAUGAUUCGACGAGAUUAGGAAUGGAAAAAAAGUAUUUAAACCAAUAUUUUCACGUUAUCUUGUCAGCAAUCUCUUCUGGAUUACGAAUACCGGAUAUUCUAAUCGAAUGUAAGUUCCUAACCUCGUAACACAGCUUCGUAGUCAUAAAUAUACUACGAAGCUAGACGCAGAAAUAUUUCAUAGAUAGUGAAAUGGCAACUAACGAACAGCGUCUCGAAUUCGAAUUCAUGGAGAAGAAAUCAAAUCUGAUGAGCAUGGCAUACGAAUUGUCGGUAAUUGGAAACACCCAGGUUUUAGUUUUUGUGCAUCACGAUGGGGGGAAGUCGGCAUGUUUUUGCACGAUAGAUUUCCAACCUGUUGUUACCAGUGACUCUGGAAAGCAAUUAAUUCAAUCAUGCCUCGAUAAUAACAAAUUUACGUUAUCGGAAAAUGAGGGCUAUACGGUUGUGAAUAAUAUUUCAAACGAAACUAACUCGUCAACACCAAAUAGAGAAGAAGCUAAUCCAGAAUUUACGGAAAGGAAAUCCCAAUUACUGAGCGAGGUUGAGGAGGUAUCGGCUAUCUGUAACACGCAUGGUUUGGCACUCAUAAUGAAUUACGAUACCGGAGAAUUGACGAGUUUUUUUACCAAAAGUUUUGAACCCGUAGUCGCAAGUGAAGCUGGAAAAAAAUUACUCAAACUGUGUAUAAAGGAAAAGAAUUAGGAGUCAACGUGAUUCGAAAAAAAAAUUUCAAGAAAAAGAAGAAGACCGUCAAACAGACGAGAUUUGUCAAAAGUAUAUUUAAAAAAUAAUAUAUCAUAUUUGGAGAUUAUUGCUAAGCACGUCUUGACGUCCUAUACAUGUAUACGCGCAAAAAUAUAUAAUUACGAUAUGCGCGAUACAUUUGAUUAAGUGAAGACUGUAAAUUAGAAUAUUCGAAAAUACGAUGUAAACUGAAACGUGAAAGGUUCCCGACCGAAGCUUCGCGAUCUAUAAUUUCGUAUACUAUUUAUCCACAGUGUACAAUACCGUCUAAUAAAUCGAGCUGAAUAGGUAUACGUGUAUAAAAAAGAAAACAAAAGAUGAAAAAAAAUAUAUAU